This is a messenger RNA of Manis javanica (Malayan pangolin), 7173 nucleotides long. Lineage: Eukaryota; Metazoa; Chordata; Mammalia; Pholidota; Manidae. The record is from RefSeq and is a predicted model, not a curated record.
ACGCACGCACAUACACACACACUUACACUUGUGCUUUCAGGACAACGAAACAGAGGAUAUUUCCCUGGGGAAAGAAAUCUUGCCCGGCGAGAUCUCCCCAUUGGUUGUUUACCCGGAGAAAUCUACAUGUUUAAGGGGGAUGGUGCAUCCAUAAUCAGUCUGUCCCUGUAGGAUUUGGGUCUUGGCGACCUUUUUGUGACCUCUCCCGCCAGAGGAGGCUGCUGUCACUUUAAAAAUUUACUGAAAGAGGAGCCGUCUGGCUUCCGAUCACUCUAGGCGGCGGGAGAUAGCUCCCUUUCUCCCUCGCCCCGGGUUCUUUCUGGAUGGCCGAGCAGAUCCUCUUUAAAGAGACAGUUCAUGAAAUAGAAACCCGGCGGCUGAGCCUGGAGUUGCGAAAGGGGACGAUCCCGUGAGGUCUAAGAACCGGGAAGGCGCGGCGGAGGAUCUGAAAGGGGGCUAGAGCUCCCCUUGCCUCCCCGGGCCCCCCACCUUUUCAAACUCUCCUCCUCCUGCCUGUCCCCCCCAACCCCCGCCCUUGGAACUGGGAGAGAGAAGUAGAAGAAGUUUUAGUGGGUUUCAGAUAACUUUCAUUACACAUCGGUCUGAUAAGAGCAAGAGAAAGUGAGAAAAGAGGGAGGUGAUGUGAACCAGAAGGAAUAGCUCGGAGCUCAUUUAGGAAGGGGGAAAAAAGCCAAAAUACACCAAACCCGGGUCACCCAGACGAAAGGAGACUUCAUUUCUGUUCUUAAAAAUACACUGUUGGCGGACAAUAAAUCUGAAACGCGUGGUCCUGGCGAGCCGAUCCCAGAGACGGACAAAGUUACCAGAGACCCAUUCGGAAAUCGAGACGCGAGGUGUUUUUUUUGUUUUUGUUUUUGUUUUUUAAUACAUCUCCAAAUGUGGCUCAGGACCGUUUGAAAGGAUUGUUCGUGCAGGAAAGCUGGGGGCUGCUGAUCAUUUUAUUUUGUUUUAAUUCUUCUGUGAUUGCCUUUAAUCGCUGAGUUGAGGCCAUAGAAAUCUUAAGAUCUUAGAUGAGUUUUGCAAUGUGAAGUUCUGCAUAGAUGCUAGUCAACCAGAUGUAGGAAGCUGGCUCAAGUACAUCAGAUUCGCUGGCUGUUAUGAUCAGCACAACCUCGUUGCAUGCCAGAUAAAUGAUCAGAUAUUUUAUAGAGUAGUUGCAGACAUUGCACCAGGAGAGGAGCUCCUGCUGUUCAUGAAGAGUGAAGACUAUCCCCAUGACACUAUGGCGCCGGAUAUCCAUGAAGAACGGCAGUAUCGCUGUGAAGACUGUGACCAGCUCUUUGAGUCCAAGGCAGAACUAGCAGAUCACCAAAAGUUCCCGUGCAGUACCCCUCACUCAGCAUUCUCAAUGGUGGAAGAGGACUUUCAACAAAAACUUGAAAGUGAAAAUGAUCUCCGAGAGAUACAUGCAAUCCAGGAGUGCAAGGAAUGUGACCAAGUUUUUCCUGACUUGCAAAGCCUGGAGAAACAUAUGUUGUCACACACUGAAGAGAGGGAAUACAAGUGUGACCAGUGUCCCAAGGCAUUUAACUGGAAGUCCAAUUUAAUUCGCCACCAGAUGUCACAUGACAGUGGAAAGCACUAUGAAUGUGAAAACUGUGCCAAGCAGGUUUUCACGGACCCUAGCAACCUUCAGCGGCACAUUCGCUCUCAGCACGUUGGUGCCCGGGCUCAUGCUUGCCCGGAGUGUGGCAAGACGUUUGCCACUUCGUCGGGCCUCAAACAACACAAGCACAUCCACAGCAGUGUGAAGCCCUUUAUCUGUGAGGUCUGCCAUAAAUCCUAUACUCAGUUUUCAAACCUUUGUCGUCAUAAGCGCAUGCAUGCUGAUUGCAGAACCCAAAUCAAGUGCAAAGACUGUGGACAAAUGUUCAGCACUACGUCUUCCUUAAAUAAACACAGGAGGUUUUGUGAGGGCAAGAACCAUUUUGCGGCAGGUGGAUUUUUUGGCCAAGGCAUUUCACUUCCUGGAACCCCAGCUAUGGAUAAAACGUCCAUGGUUAAUAUGAGUCAUGCCAACCCGGGCCUUGCUGACUAUUUUGGCGCCAAUAGGCAUCCUGCUGGUCUUACCUUUCCAACAGCUCCUGGAUUUUCUUUUAGCUUCCCCGGUCUGUUUCCUUCCGGCUUGUACCACAGGCCUCCUUUGAUACCUGCUAGUUCUCCUGUUAAAGGACUAUCAAGUACUGAACAGACAAACAAAAGUCAAAGUCCCCUCAUGACACAUCCUCAGAUACUGCCAGCCACACAGGAUAUUUUGAAGGCACUAUCUAAACACCCACCUGUAGGGGACAAUAAGCCAGUGGAGCUCCAGCCCGAGAGGUCCUCUGAAGAGAGGCCCCUUGAGAAAAUCAGUGACCAGUCAGAGAGUAGUGACCUUGAUGAUGUCAGUACUCCAAGUGGCAGUGACCUGGAAACAACCUCGGGCUCUGAUCUGGAAAGUGACAUUGAAAGUGAUAAAGAGAAAUUUAAAGAAAAUGGUAAAAUGUUCAAAGACAAAGUAAGCCCUCUUCAGAAUCUGGCUUCAAUACAUAAUAAGAAAGAAUACAGCAAUCAUUCCAUUUUCUCACCAUCUUUAGAGGAGCAAACUGCCGUGUCAGGAGCUGUGAAUGAUUCUAUAAAGGCUAUUGCUUCUAUUGCUGAAAAAUACUUUGGUUCAACAGGACUGGUGGGGCUGCAAGACAAAAAAGUUGGAGCUUUACCUUACCCUUCCAUGUUUCCCCUCCCAUUUUUUCCAGCAUUCUCUCAGUCAAUGUACCCAUUUCCUGAUAGAGACUUGAGAUCGUUACCUUUGAAAAUGGAACCCCAAUCACCAAGUGAAGUAAAGAAACUGCCGAAGGGAAGCUCUGAGUCUCCCUUUGAUCUCACCACUAAGCGAAAGGACGAGAAGCCCUUGACUCCUGUACCCUCCAAACCUCCAGCAACAUCUGCCACAAGCCAGGACCAGCCCCUGGAUCUAAGUAUGGGCAGUAGGAGUAGAGCCAGUGGGACAAAGCUGACGGAGCCUCGGAAAAACCACGUGUUUGGGGAAAAGAAAGGAAGCAGUGUUGAAACCAGACCGUCCUCAGAUGGUUCCUUGCAACACGCGAGACCCACUCCUUUCUUUAUGGACCCUAUUUACAGAGUAGAGAAAAGAAAACUAACUGACCCUCUUGAGGCUUUAAAAGAGAAAUACUUGAGACCUUCUCCAGGAUUCUUAUUUCAUCCACAAUUCCAACUGCCUGAUCAGAGAACUUGGAUGUCAGCUAUUGAAAACAUGGCAGAGAAGCUAGAGAGCUUCAGUGCCCUGAAACCAGAGGCCAGUGAACUUCUGCAGUCAGUGCCCUCCAUGUUUAACUUCAGAGCGCCUCCCAACGCCCUGCCAGAGAACCUCCUUCGGAAAGGGAAAGAGCGUUAUACUUGCAGAUACUGUGGCAAGAUUUUUCCCAGGUCUGCAAACCUGACACGGCACUUGAGAACCCACACAGGGGAGCAGCCUUACAGAUGCAAAUACUGUGACAGAUCAUUCAGCAUAUCUUCUAACUUACAGCGGCAUGUUCGCAACAUCCACAAUAAGGAGAAACCCUUUAAGUGUCACUUAUGCGAUAGGUGUUUCGGUCAACAAACCAAUUUAGACAGACACCUAAAGAAACAUGAGAAUGGGAACAUGUCUGGUACGGCAACAUCGUCGCCUCAUUCUGAACUAGAAAACACUGGUGCUAUUCUUGAUGACAAAGAAGAUGCUUACUUCACAGAAAUUCGAAACUUCAUUGGGAAUAGCAAUCACAGCAGCCAGUCUCCCAGAAACACGGAGGAGAGAAUGAAUGGCAGUCAUUUUAAGAAUGAAAAAGCUUUGGUGACUAGUCAAAAUUCAGAUUUACUGGAUGAUGAAGAAGUAGAAGAUGAGGUGUUGUUAGAUGAGGAGGAUGAAGACAACGAUAUUACUGGAAAAACAGGAAAAGAACCAGUGACCAGUAAUAUACAUGAAGGAAACCCUGAGGAGGACUAUGAAGAUAGCGCCCUGGAGAUGAGUUGCAAGACGUCCCCAGUGAGGUAUAAAGAGGAAGAAUAUAAAACUGGACUUUCUGCUCUAGAUCACAUAAGGCACUUCACAGAUAGCCUCAAAAUGAGGAAAAUGGAAGAUAAUCAAUAUCCUGAAGCUGAGCUGUCUUUUAGUACUUCCCAUGUGCCGGAGGAACUUAAACAGCCGUUACACAGAAAGUCCAAAUCACAGGUACAUAUUUUCCUGCAGUAGAGUAUCAUGGUGACAUUGUACCUUUGAUGCCUAAAGGCAGAUAUUCUAUAUUUACAGUAUUCUAGAAUCUGAACGUGUACACUUUAUGCAAAACAUUCAUAUCUUUACUGUCUGUGACUAAAUCCCAAAUAGUUAAUCAAUACAGCAAUUAAUAUGGCUGCAUUCUACACAUAAACUUCUGUGACAAACCCUAUCCUACAAUAAUCUUUCCUUUACUUUGCAGUUCUUGUACUUCUGCAUAGAGAGCCCAUGUUUGCUUGCACCUAUUUAUAUAUUACUUCAGAAUUAUUUUCCAAUUGCUUUGCAUCUAUGAUUUUUGUCAACCUAAUUAUAUUUUAAGAUUUUUGGAAAGUAAAUUCUGCACUAUAUUUUUUGUCCUUUAUCAUGUAUAGUUAGUUAGCAUUAGCAAAUUACAGAAUUUAGGAGUAAAUUGAGGAUCGGGGAUGAAAUGAUUUGGCAAGAGUCAGCAGCAACUUAAUGGAAGAUCUAGAAAUAAAACCUAUCAAUUUUUAUUGAAUGAAUAAACGAAUGGUACCUAAGUUCAUUGGGCUUUACAGCAUUCUUUCAGCACCACUAGGAUAAAUAAAAUAAAUCCAUUUAAAGAUCCAUAAAUACCAAUUAAAAACUGUAGUUCUUCUAUCACAAAAAUAAAGGAAGUCAUUAUUCUGCUUGACAUCUACAUCAACCAUAUUAUUCAUCUUAUUCAGGUCAAUUAAAUAAGGUCAAUAACUUCCUCUUAUUAUCAUAUUAUUGGUCACUUUGGUCUCAAUGUUUGAUCCAUGUGUCUAUUUUGGGGUGGCCUAACAUAUGAAACCAUGUGACCGUAUUGGCUUGUACAUUUGGAAAUGAUUACCUUUUUUGGCUGAGGUGUUUUGGGCUGGUCAUAACCACAAAUGUGGUCAAAUCUCAACUAAAAUGGAAACAAUGUAUGCCAAUGGGAUAAUACACAAUUUUAAAUAUCAGUCAAUUCAGUAAAGAGUCAAAGAUAUCAUGAGUGGUAACAGGAAAAAUAAAUGUUCUUUCUGAAUUGAAAUAAAAGCAGCCAGCAUAAAUACUCCAUUGCCUAGCUCCAUGAACUUAACAACAUGACAUCAUGACUAUGAGCAUCAUUUCCUCAUUGUAAAGUAGGGGAGAGGGUGAAGAGAUCUAGUAUCUUUUCCUGCUGCAUGAGUCAGUGGGGAUAAAAAUGAAAUUUUCCAUUUCUAGCAUUAAAAGUAAACUAGCCAGAGUAAACAUCUCCUUUUUCCUUAGAGGCAAUCAUAAGAGGUAACUAGUAUUUCUUAAAACCCUUUAUAUCUCAUCUUCUUCCCUAGGUGAUCAGAGAUACUGGAGAUCCAUGCUUUCUUUCUUUCUUUUCUAAAAUUCAUUUUAAUUGUUCCACCAAAAAUAAUUUUCGUUAUGAGACACAAAACCUAAAAAUUCCUGAAACUGACAGAAGUGACAGAAAGCAGAAGGGCCUGAGUACCUAGAGAGAGUGGAUAUGAUAUAUUUCAGUAUCAGCAUUUUGACAUAAAGUCCCUGCCCAACUGGGUUAACAAGAAAUACUAGCAUUUUGCAAUCCUAGCUCAUAUUUUUCUUGUUACUUGAUCAUGUCAUAUGUUUGAAAAUGGUCAGGCCUUUUUGCAAACUGGGUUUAUUUAAUUUUAUGAGAUUCUUUAUUCAUUCAGUCAGUCAUUAAUAAUUGUUGGUUAUGUGCUAGGCACUGGUCCUUGUGCAUGAAAGUGUUUAUAUCCUUUGAUUACCAAAAGGCAGACAUUCUGUGUUUGCCAUUUUCUAUAGUUUGGAUAGAGUCGGUUGAUUUACUCAAAACACUCAUGUAUUUGCUCUGUGAUUAUUUAGUGAUUGAAUCCAAGAUAGUUGAUCAAUACAACAGUGGUUACAUUCCUCAUGGACUGUUCUCCCAAAAAACCCUCUCCUACAAAAUUAACUUCAUGGUAAUAGGUGUAAUUUAUGUCAGGUACACUGAGCUAAACACUCUGUUAGUUACUGCUUGUGAUUCCUCCACAACCCUUGGAAACAAGUGUUGUUAUCAUCUCCAUUUUCUGUGAGGAACAUGACCUUGAAAGGUUAGGCAACUUGUCCAAGGUCACACAGCUAGUUUAGUAGAGGCAGGUUAGAUGCCAGGAUUAAAACUCAGGAUUCCAAUAUCUUCUCGAUACUCCCAAACAUUGUCUUUCCAAAUAUUGAAAUAGGUUUUGUUAAGACCAUUUUAUAAUGUUCUUUAUCUUAAUCCUAAAAGUGGGUACAUAAUUAGACGGUUUAAGUUUAAUGCUCACUUCUUCCAUACUUUAAACUCUACAAAGAACAAGGACUCUAUUAUUUUUCCUUUCUUCCCUAGGAUCUAGCACAGUGCCUGGCAUAGAGUACAUGCUUAAGAAAUAUUUUUUAUAUGUCUACUGAGAUUUUGUAGAGGUCCAGAAGGCAAAUUGCAUAUAUAAAAGUCACAUGUGUACAUUUAGUGCAAUGACCCAGCAAAUCAGAAUCAGCCUACAAGGGCAGAUUUGCUAACUGCCAUGAUUAUGGAAGAAACCGCAGAAUGGCCACAUGUCUCAGCAUGACUCCCAGGAUGAAAUUCUGCUUAACAACAGAGGCAUUUUGUCUUUGUUUACAGACAGUGGAAUGUCGUUGGCAGGACUUUAAUGAUUCCACUUCAGCAGCAUUCUGACAAGCAAGUUUAGCAAUGGAUGAGACCAAUAAUAGCAAAUCAACAGUGAAAAGUUCACUCACAAGUCAAGACCAAACAUUUCAUUUGAAUAUUUUACUUGGCAGCAAAUGGGGGAUUCUCUGAACAGUUAUGUAGAAUUUGACAUGAUAAUAGGGAAAAAAGAGCACUUCCUCACAGUACCUCUGUGUACCUUCUGCGCAACAGAAACUGGCACUCAAGUUGGCUAGAACGUUGGGUCUUGUGUUUUAUUGGUUUU